Molecule: messenger RNA, 3289 nt
Organism: Phalaenopsis equestris
Lineage: Eukaryota; Viridiplantae; Streptophyta; Magnoliopsida; Asparagales; Orchidaceae
Product: auxilin-related protein 1-like
Exons: 8
Coding region: 189-3002 (937 amino acids)
Biological process (GO): clathrin-dependent endocytosis; clathrin coat disassembly
Cellular component (GO): cytoplasm; intracellular membrane-bounded organelle; vesicle
Molecular function (GO): clathrin binding
Source: RefSeq, a predicted model, not a curated record
CCAUCAACUCACCCAGACCCAUCUUGCCUCCUACUUUGCUCGGCUUGUACUCCCCUCCUCCCUCUUCUCCUCCCCCCUCCGGUACGGCAUACGGCCGCCGGAUCCAGGCGAUUUUGAAUCUGCUGCCGCCUCCUCCGCCAAGCUUGAUCUAGAAAUUAAUUCUUUUUUUCUUCUGUUCCUCCAGCGAUAUGGAGGACUUGGGGCUCCUAGCCCGGGACUUUGGCAUCCGACCCCAGGGCAAGUCUGCUCCCAUGGCGGCCUCUAGAUCCUCCGCUUUGGGUGGAUCCGUCCGAACCACUUCUUCCGUCCCGUCUUGGAACAAGCCAAGAUCGGGCUCGUCUACUGAUGACCCCUUUUUUGGCGGCGGCGUUGGCGGAGGAGGUAUAUCUGCCGAUCGGAUUCCUUCCUCCUACGAAGACGUGUUUGGAGGACCGCCUCAAAAGUCUGCCUCCCCGCCCUCGAUUGAUUCCAUCUUCGAUGGGUUUAAAGAUCCGGCGCCGAAAGCGUCGUCUAUGCCUGUGUACGAUAAGCCCGUGUAUGACGACGACAUAUUCGUUGGAAUUCCUGGCGUGAAAAGCUCCUCGUCGGCCAGGUACGUUGACGUGUUCGAGUCGUUGGGUUCUACUACGGAAAGUGUUUCGUCUCCUCCGUAUGACGAUCUGUUAGAGAACCUCGGAAGGGGAAUGCCCGAUGCCAAGAGUUCAGGCGAUCGACAAUCAUUGGGGAAGAAGGAUAAGGAUGCCUCCGGUUUUGAGGAACUUUUGCCGGGUUUUGGUGUGAGCAGUCAGCAACAGAAGAGGCAAGAGCCCGCGGAGAACCACCAAAAAUCAGUCAAAACCACUACUGCCAUACCAGUAGAUCCAUUUGUAGAUUUGCAUGCUACUUCAGUGCAUCAAUCCUCUGGUUCUUCUGAUGAUCCCUUGGAACAAAUCAGUCAGUCUAUGAGUUCUGGAGGCACAAACAUUUAUUCUGCAUCUGUUGGAGGAGUUGGUUUUGAUGAUUUUGAUGGACUUGGAAAGCCAAUUCCCUCAUUUUCAUCCGGAGUCUCUGACACAAGAAAGGAUAAGAUCAUGUAUGAAGCCAAUCAGGACACUAACUCUGGAUUCAAUUUUAGUGAGGAGUCACAUCAGAGAUCUUCUGUCGAUACGGUUGAAAAUACAACACUUAAAAGUCAACCUACCAGAGCUACUGAAUUUCAAAAUUCUGUUGGCAGGCAUAGUUCUCGAACGGCAAAUACUUUUGAGCAAAAUUUUGCACCAGAUCAAUCCUCAAACUCCUUUCAACAUCCUGAAGCGGUUGAGGCCUUGUGGCUCACUGUUUCAGAAAUACCUCUUUUCACCAAACCUACUAGUGCUCCACCACCUUCUAGGCCACCACCUCCUAUUGCUGGUAAGAAGCCACCAUUUUUCAGGAUAGAUGAACCUGCUUCACCUAGCUUAAGUGGCAGGAGAGUGGAUACUGAUUCUCUCUCACAGCCCAAUCAAAGCUACUCUUAUACCGGUAACUCCAUAAAGAGAUCUAAUAUUUCAUCGAUUGAUGAACUUGAAGAUUUUUCCAAGGUUAAGCCGCAGAAAUAUCCUAAUGAAAAUGCUGAAGUUUUCGCCUAUGAGGAGGAUAUUGAUGCAAAUUUGAGAGAUGCAAUGGGAAAAGCUGAGGCAAAGUUUAGGCAUGCUAAGGAGGUUAGGGAACGGGAGCGUGAUGCAAAAGUUUCUAGAAAUAAGGACCAUGUACAUUAUCCAAGUGCUGAAACCUCAACAGCAGAGUCUCAAUACACAGAAGAUCAAGAGAAACAAGAGCAAUUGGAACGAGAACUUUUACAGAAGGAAAGGGAUGAGAAAGAGGAACAACAAAGGAAGCUUGAAAAGGAAAGAGAAUUGGAGCGGGAGCGAGAAAGGGAAAGGGCCAGACAGGCUGUGGAGAGGGUCACACGAGAAGCACGUGAAAGAGCAGCUGCAGAAGCUCGACAAAAAGCUGAAAGAGCUGCUGCUGAGAAAGCACGUCAACAGGCAGAGCGACUGGCAUUUCAGAGGGCAGCUGCUGAGGCACGUGAAAGGGCGGCAAAUGAGGCAAGAGAUCGAGCUGAAAAGGCAAAGGCAACUGCCGAAGCAAGAGAAAAGGCUGCUGCCGAAGCAAGAGAAAAGGCUGCAGAAAGAGCUGCAGCUGAGAGAGCUGCAGCUGAGAGAGCUGCAGCUGAGGCACGUCAGAGAGCUGCAGAAAGAGCUGCAGUUGAGAGAGUUGCCGCUGAGGCUCGGGAUAGAGCAGCUGCUGAAGCCAGAGCGAGGGCAGCUGUUGCAGCAAAUGAAAAGCAAAAUAAUACUGAUAAUGAUCUUGAAUCCUUCUUCGGCAUGGGUUCUCGAGCUAGCAGUGCACCGAAGCAACGAUCAGCAACAGCGGAUAAUAUUUUUGAUUCACAAUUCCAAAGCAGAGGAGCUCCGGAAGCAAGGAGAAGUAGUUCCUCUAGUUCCAAUACCAACUUGAAGAAGGCAUCUUCUGUAACAAACAUUGCAGAUGACCUGUCUUCGAUUUUUGGAGCUUCUCCAUCACCUGGAGAAUUUCAAGAAGUUGAUGGAGAGACUGAAGAGAGAAGGCGGGCUAGAUUUGAACGGCAUCAGAGGACACGUGAGAGAGCGGCAAAAGCUCUAGCUGAGAAAAAUGAGCGUGAUAUGCAAAUGCAAAGGGACCAGGCAGAAAGAAAUAGGAUGUCAGAAACAUUGGAUUUUGAAAUAAAGCGCUGGGCUGCUGGUAAAGAAGGCAACUUGCGUGCUUUGCUAUCAACAUUGCAAUAUGUACUUUGGCCAGAAUGUGGGUGGCAACCUGUCUCUUUAACAGAUUUGAUUACAGCUGCAUCUGUUAAAAAGGUUUAUAGGAAAGCAACCUUGUGUAUUCAUCCUGAUAAGGUGCAACAGAAGGGGGCAAAUCUUCAGCAAAAGUAUAUUGCUGAGAAGGUGUUUGAUCUCCUCAAGGAAGCCUGGAACAAGUUCAACUCCGAGGAACUAUUCUAGUCGAUCAACAGAAGUUUUUCGUCCAUAAUACCGCGCGAGCUGUCGGGUGAGAUCUGCGUCUGUAGUAAUUUUUGCUAUUUGUUUUGCAAUUAUAUUUUAUUUUUUCUGCUGCCAUACAUACCGAUCAUUGACUCGUGCUUCUAAAGUGCAUGCUAUCCCUUAAUGAGACAAGAAAAGAGAAGAUGGAUGUGGUUUUUAAAAAAAAAAAAAAAAAAAAAAAAAAAAAACUAUUUCUUUAUGCCUGCUUGUAAAUUUGACAAAAAUGUAGAGUAUCAGAAGGAUUUUUA